AUGUAUGCCCUCGAACGGUUACUCUACGGGUUUCCCGAACCGACUCUGCACAAACGCAGCAAGCCCGUUGAAGUGCUCUGCUUGGGUUUACCACGCACCGGAACUGAGUCAUUAAGCGUGGCCUUGCGAACCCUGGGCCUGCCAACAUAUCAUGGCUGGGACUUGGUCUUCGAGUCAGAUGGCGGAAAGUUGCAACUUUGUGCUGAGCUACUGCAGCGGAAGUACAGCGGUGCCCGCGAUGGCGAUGUGUGUAUUACCAGUGCGGAAUUCGAUAUUCUCCUUGGUGAUAACCAGGCUGUGGUUGACUCUUUAUCCGUUUUAUUUGCUCCUGAGCUGGUCGCUGCCUAUCCAGAGGCCAAAGUAAUUCUGAACGUGCGUCCUGAUAUUGAUGCCUGGUACCACAGCAUUGAUAAAACAAUCGCCCAAGAGGUUGGUCUAUCGUGGAUUAUGUGGGGAAUGCAGUGGUUCUCCUCCGAGCGUUAUUGGCUCUAUAGUAUCUACCUCAGAUACGGGUUUCCAGGCGUGUUUCGCAGCGUCAGCACCACAGAUGGUAUCCAGCGAAACGCUAAGUGGGUCUAUCGCGACCACUGCAAUAUGGUUCGGGGUAUGGUGCCUAACGAUAAGUUGCUUGAGUGGUCCGUUGAGGAUGGCUGGGAGCCGCUUUGCAAGUUCCUUGAUAAGCCUGUUCCUGAUGAACCCUUCCCUCGAACCAAUAAUCCGACAAACUUCAAGCAGCGCGCGAAUGAAAACAGGAAAAAACGCCUCUUUCAAUGUCUGCGUAACUUGACUCUCACCGCUGUUACUCUAUGCGGGACUACCACUGCCGUUGUGAUGUGGUGGCAGGGACGGAUCCCAGAGGCUACCAGGCUUAGUGAUAUCCUCUGGCGAUACACUAAAAUGAGAUAG
Molecule: messenger RNA, 906 nt
Organism: Penicillium manginii
Lineage: Eukaryota; Fungi; Ascomycota; Eurotiomycetes; Eurotiales; Aspergillaceae
Product: sulfotransferase family protein
Exons: 2
Coding region: 1-906 (301 amino acids)
Source: RefSeq, a predicted model, not a curated record